This is a messenger RNA of Osmia lignaria (orchard mason bee), 1885 nucleotides long. RefSeq names its product tektin-3. Gene Ontology annotation, biological process: cilium assembly; cilium movement involved in cell motility. Gene Ontology annotation, cellular component: nucleus; microtubule cytoskeleton. NCBI's taxonomy places the organism in Eukaryota, Metazoa, Arthropoda, Insecta, Hymenoptera, Megachilidae. The record is from RefSeq and is a predicted model, not a curated record.
CUGCAACCUAUUAAAUCAAUUAAUUUCAAUUUAUGCAAAUUAACAAAAUAUAAAGUUUUACACGCUAGAAGGUAUUUUUGUUAUUUGAGAUUAUCAUUGUAAAAUGACGAAGGAUUAAAAGAAUCAAUAAGAAACUGGUACAGAGUGACACAAAUCAUAUAGGUUGGUAAGCAUAUACAUAGAUACUUCCUUUUCAAAAGCUAUAUUGUGAACUAUAACUGGUUAAUAGGAGAUACUUUGUUGAUAUGUACAUAGAAAACAAUAUGGAUGUUCUUGGCAAUGGAAAAAGGCAAUUACAAUCAUGGAGUACAGAUAAUGUAUCAAUAUCAUGCAUCGAACCGUCUAUCUUACGUCGAAUUGAUAAUUGUACCGGUACAAACAAUUUAAUGCCUUGGCGUCCUAAGAUAGGAUACGAAAGUACUAAAGUUACACCUUUGAUCAGAAGAUCAACAUCACAGCAUUGUAUGUUGGAUACUGCAAAUACUAUAAAUUCGUUAAAAUUGCCAAACUUGGUAACCGGGUAUCAACAUGGUUCUGGACAUAUUUGGAAAAAUGCCCUUUAUACACGUUAUACACCUAAUGAUUGGUUUCAAAAACAGGUGAAAUAUUAUAACGAAGCGGAUUCAUGUAGACAAUUUUCUGAAAGAGUAAGAAAUGAUGCCUUACGAAUUAUUAGAGAUGCAGAUGAGAAAGUGCAACAUGGACAGUACGAUACUGGUAGAAGACUUGGCGAAAGAAUAAAUGAUGUCAAUUUUUGGAGAAAUGAAAUAGCAUCAGAAUUAGAAAGAUUAUUUCAAGAAAUUGAAAGACUCCAAGAUUGUCGUUCUAUUUUAGAAAAGGCUGUUCAAGAUAUAGAGGGUCCGUUGCGCAUUGCAGAGGAAUGCCUUUAUUAUAGAGAAGCUAGGAAAGAUACCGAACUUGUGCACGACGACACAGAAAAGUGCUUAUUUAAAGAAAUAGAGAUCUUAGAAGAAGAUAGAAAAAUGUUGGAAAGUUGCAUAGAGAAAUGCAAAAAUCAGCUACGAGAUUGUAGAGCAUGUCAAUGUCAAUUAGAAUUAGAUUUAAAGAACAAAAAAAAUGCAUUAGAAAUAGAUACAUUGUGUCAUCAAUUGAAUAACUAUAGUCAUGGAUUGGAAUAUUGUUCAGGAAUUGAAAAAUUCGAUCUAUGCGGGUCAGAACAAAAUACAUGGAUGGAUGCUGCAAAUCAAAUAGUUGAAAAAUCCCAGAUAGAAAGAAAUAAAUCUUGUCAAUUAAGGGCAAAUGCAGAACUUGUUAUGAAUAAAAUUGCACAAGAAAUGUGGAAUGCCUGGAGCAAUACAAACAAUGCUUUGUCACAUAGGUGUUCAGAGUUACUUGAAGCUAAAAAUAAACUUCAACAGCAUUUACAAAAGAUACAACAGGAAAUUUUUGAUGUUGAAAAAAAUUUGGAAUUAACACGUAAAGCUAUUGCAGAUAAACAAUAUAUACUAAAAGUAGCACAUACUAGAUUAGAAGUUAGAAUGCAUCGUCCAGAUAUAGAACUUUGCCGUGAUUAUGCUCACACGAGCCUGCAGAAGGAAAUUGGGGAAAUAAACCAUCAAGUAGAAAGAAUGCACAGAGCAUUAAAAGAAUUGGAGAAACAGCAUCAGAAAUUAUUAAGAACGCGAACAACAUUAGAACACGACCUAGCAUUAAAAAUCGACGCGAUGUACAUCGAUCGAGAGAAGGUUUCUGGUUUUAGACGAGCUUAUCCGAUAAAUGUUCUAUUCAAAUUUUAAUGCUUAUGUACAAGAUCUUCAACAAAUUCUGGAUCAAUAUAGAAGAACACUGGCAUGUCAACCUUAAUAACAAAUAUUAUUAUAAUUUGUUGUACUUGAAAGAAAAAGGUUGAUACAAUUAUUCUUAA